Messenger RNA from Balearica regulorum gibbericeps (East African grey crowned-crane), 1176 nucleotides. The record is from RefSeq and is a predicted model, not a curated record. Lineage: Eukaryota; Metazoa; Chordata; Aves; Gruiformes; Gruidae.
AGGUGGAGUGUCCUCUUCUGUAGCCAAGAUGUGGCUGUCCGUGUCCAUCCUGUGCGUCGUGGUGGCCUUCGCCAAUGCUCGCAGCGUUCCUUACUACCCUCCCCUCUCCAAUGAGUUGGUCAACCACAUAAACAAACUCAACACCACCUGGAAGGCAGGGCACAACUUCCACAACACUGACAUGAGCUAUGUGAAGAAGCUCUGCGGCACCUUCCUGGGUGGGCCCAAGCUCCCUGAGAGGGUAGAUUUUGCUGCAGACAUGGAGCUGCCUGAUAACUUUGACUCACGGACGCAGUGGCCUAACUGUCCUACCAUCAACGAGAUAAGAGACCAGGGCUCUUGUGGCUCUUGCUGGGCUUUCGGUGCUGUAGAAGCAAUUUCGGACAGAAUCUGCGUACACACGAAUGCCAAGGUGAGCGUGGAGGUCUCGGCGGAAGACUUGCUGUCGUGCUGCGGCUUCGAGUGCGGCAUGGGGUGCAAUGGUGGUUACCCCUCUGGCGCGUGGAGGUACUGGACAGAGAGGGGCCUCGUGUCUGGGGGUCUCUACGAUUCCCAUGUGGGCUGCCGUCCCUACUCCAUCCCACCCUGUGAGCACCACGUCAACGGCUCCCGGCCACCGUGCACCGGGGAGGGGGGGGAAACCCCCAGGUGCAGCCGGCACUGCGAACCCGGCUACUCGCCCUCGUACAAGGAGGACAAGCACUACGGCAUCACAUCCUACGGUGUGCCUCACAGCGAGAAGGAAAUCAUGGCUGAGAUCUACAAGAACGGCCCAGUGGAAGGAGCCUUUAUUGUCUACGAGGACUUCCUGAUGUACAAGUCUGGGGUCUACCAGCACGUGUCCGGCGAGCAGGUUGGAGGCCACGCGAUCCGGAUCCUGGGCUGGGGGGUGGACAACGGCACGCCGUACUGGCUGGCCGCCAACUCCUGGAACACCGACUGGGGGGACAAUGGCUUCUUCAAAAUCCUCCGAGGACAGGACCACUGCGGCAUCGAGUCCGAGAUUGUGGCUGGCAUCCCCAGGCCCGAGCAGUACUGGAAGAAGGUGUAACCUUCUUGAUCAAACCACAAAUAAUCCCGAGUCCCCGAUGCUUUUAACUUGAUAGCAGGUUGGGUGCAGAGCCCCCCCUUCUAAGAGACUAUAGUUGAAGUUACUUUAUUAAAGCUUUUUAUCUU